Molecule: messenger RNA, 1331 nt
Organism: Aspergillus uvarum CBS 121591
Lineage: Eukaryota; Fungi; Ascomycota; Eurotiomycetes; Eurotiales; Aspergillaceae
Exons: 6
Coding region: 183-1289 (368 amino acids)
Source: RefSeq, a predicted model, not a curated record
CCUCCGGUUCUCUCCCUCCCGCUUUCUUUUCCCCCUGCAGGUUCGCCCUCGGAAUCCUUUCUCGCUCGCAAAUGUAAUCCUCCUUCUUCAUUCCUUCUUGGAAACUUCCUUUCUCUUUCUCUCCUCCGCCCGGUCUCUCUUUUUGCAUCUUUUCCCGCGGUUAGCUGGUCUUUCCGCCCUCCAUGGAUGAGAUCUGGGAGAGGGAUCUCUCGCCGGAGCGGAUAGCCUACCUGGCGCAGUCGCGAAUUCCGGGCAUUAUCGCCUGCAACACGAUUCUCCUCGUGUUUGCGACGGCCGGGCUGCUGGUACGGCUGUUUGUUCGCGUCCGAUAUCUCACGGGGAUUAAUGUGGAUGAUGUGCUAUGUAUAGCCAGCUGGAUCUUCACGUUCGCUCUAUGCUUUACCACAAUGUGGAUGACCCGAUACGGCUUCGGCAAGCACAUCGGCACGGUGACGCGCUUCAGCGAUCGAUCCAUGUUCCUCAAGCUCGACUUCGUCACGAUGCUCACCUACGUCCUCGCUUUGGGCGCCAUCAAGAUCUCCUUCUGCGUGCUGUACCUGCAGAUCUUCCCCGGGCGGAAGUUCCGGAUUGCAUGCUGGUGCCUGCUGGCGAUCCUGAUCGGCGAGACCGUCGCCGAGACGUUUGUGGUCAUCUUCCAGUGCAUCCCCGUGCACAAGGCGUGGGACGCGACGGGCUUAGUGGAAGGCUACUGCGUCAACAUGACGGCGCUGUACUACUCCAACUUCGCAAUCAAGCUGGCGACCGACCUGGCGAUCUUUAUCAUGCCGAUACCGAAGCUGUGGCAGCUGAGAAUGACGCGCGGGAAGCGGAUGGGAUUGGUGGUGAUGUUUAGUUUGGGGUUGUUGGUCUGUGUCACCAGUAUCAUCCGCGUCUCGUACAUGAACUCCUUCGCCGUCGACCACACCUGGUCAAUGGUCAACACGGAACUCUGGUCCUGCGUCGAAGUCGCCGUCGCCCUCUUCAUCGCCUGCAUCCCCAGCUUCAAGACCCUCAUCAGCCACCGCUUCCCCGUGCUGCAGCGCCUGCUCGGCCUUUCCAGCGAGGGCGACUCCGCCGGCCCCUCCAAGAUGUACGGCACCGCCUCGCGCCGCACCUUCCCGGGCCACGGGCCCUCGAUGAGCAUCAAGCUCAACCCCGUCGCUGGGGCGGGCCACAGCGCCAGCAGCAGCCGCGCCGAGGCGGACUCCGGCAACGAGUCGCAGGAGCGCUUCAUGUUCCCCGAGGGGAUACACGUGGUGACGAAAGUUAGUGUCAAUGAGACGGUUUGAUUUUUUUUCACUUGGCACGCAAUGUCGUAGCAGGGCCGUAGA